Messenger RNA from Spirometra erinaceieuropaei, 1122 nucleotides. The record is from the annotation of a GenBank genome assembly. NCBI's taxonomy places the organism in Eukaryota, Metazoa, Platyhelminthes, Cestoda, Diphyllobothriidea, Diphyllobothriidae.
AUGCGUCAAGAAUCCAAUCAAUGUGUCAGUGAUUUUAUUACUAAUCUGACUCUGGCCAUUCAGGACUGUGGGUAUAAAGAGAUCAAGGCAGACAACUUCGAGCACGCAAUGCUCGUUCAGCAGUUGAUCGUCGGUCUACGUGAUGAAAUAGCUCGGGAAAAUCUCUUAUCAGAGAAGAAGGAUUUGUCAUGGGAGAAAGCCUGUGAUAUUGCCAUUCAUCAGGAGCGCGUGCGGCAAAACCUUCAGCAGCUGAAUCAGUCAAACGAUGGAGUGAUAGCAUCCUUGGAAUCGGAAAUGGCUGUCUCCCUGGUCAACACUGCUGUGUCUUCACCUAGACAGCGACCCUCAGCUCCCUCAAAACAACUACCAUCAUGCUACCGUUGUGGCCAGCAUCAUAUCCGGUGGUCAGACUGUAGACACCAGAAGACGGUAUGCCAAUUUUGCAAGAAAGUCGGCCACAUCGAACGAGUGUGUUUCUCCAAAAGACGAGCGAAUAGUAACACGCAUGCGACCUACCCUAGUCCAGCUGGGGAUGGUGAGGCGAUACUCCGAAUGUUUCCGGCCAACGCUACUCUCCAAUCCCCCUACACCAUCACGCUUCCGGUUGAUCACAAUCCCGUGAAGUUUGAAAUCGACACUGGCUCAGCUGUUACUCUCAUCAAUGAGGCCUCUCUUCAGAAAGUACCCUCCCUCCUACCGGCUAGCUCAACAUUCCGUAGUUACACUGGACAGAACGUAGACGUUCGAGGGGUCUUUACAGCCGAAGUCGAACAUGAUGGAGAACUUCAUUACUUGCCGGUUCAUGUGGCGAGAGAAAGCCAGCAACCGAAUCUCCUUGGACGAAAUUGGAUUAAAUGUGUGCCUUCUGUGCUAUCCUAUGUACAUCGGAUUGGUGUAAAUCCGGCUUUAGAUUCAAUUUUGGUAAAUCAUAAGGAUCUAUUUCGUGACGAUUCAGCUACCCACUACCGCGGUCCACCUGUUAAGUUUCAGUUUCAGUCAGAUUUCCGGCCCCGGUUCUUCAAAGCUCGUGCAGUCCCCUAUGCACUCGCACCGAAGGUCGAAGAAGAGCUGGAUCGCCUACAGAAAGCGAAUAUUAUUGAGCCCGUGCAAUAUUCGGAAUGA